Diabrotica virgifera virgifera (western corn rootworm) is the source of this 5763-nucleotide messenger RNA. It is a transcript of the gene Unc-76, whose product is annotated as fasciculation and elongation protein zeta-2. The coding region runs from base 63 to 1274 and encodes 403 amino acids. The transcript has 7 exons. Gene Ontology annotation, cellular component: cytoplasm; axon. The record is from RefSeq and is a predicted model, not a curated record. Lineage: Eukaryota; Metazoa; Arthropoda; Insecta; Coleoptera; Chrysomelidae.
GCUUUGCUCCUGUCAGACUGCGUAGUGGCCGGGUUGGUUGUGUUUGUGUAGUGGUGUUCGCGAUGCGUGAUUUGGCCACUAAAAUGGCUGAAUUAAAAUUUGAAGCUCCCCUUGCACAAUUUGAAGAAACAGAUGAAUGGGGUUCGACAGAAUUCCAGACGGCAAACCUCAAAAACGAGGAAAAUCUGAACAAUAUAAACAAGAAAAAGCAGGACAUCAAUGAUGUCCUGAACGAUUUCAAUGAGGAUAAUAUACUCAAUAAUUCUCUACCCCAAAAAGUGCCCGCUAAGACGUUGAUCUUGAAAAACGGGGAGACCCAAUCGGUGGCCGAUAAUUUUACCGAGACCUUUUCUGGUUCUCUGGAAGAUCUAGUGAAUACUUUCGACGAGAAAAUAACUAAAUGUUUCGGGAAUUACGAGGAGUCAGUGGAGAAGUUGGCACCUGUUCAAGUCAGGACUCAGGAGGAAAUUAUGAAUGAAUGCCAAAUGUGGUGGACGUUGACAGGAAACUUCGGUAACAUUCUUCCAAUAGACUGGUCGAAAUCGUACGCUAGGAAAUUACAAAUCAACGCACUGCAUCUAGAUCAGGAACCACAGACGCCCGAAGACGAUCUUGAUCUGAGCUCCGAAGAUGAGGCCGUAGCCAGUGACCUAGAUAUGCACGCCCUGAUUCUCGGUGGUAUCAGUCACGAUGCCGAUGAGCCUCUUAAGACCGCCGAGGAGGUCAUCAGGGAGAUUGACGAUAUGAUGCAGGACGAUCUGUGUUCAGUGGAUGGAAAUCCCGAGGCGAGAGAAGCACAACUGGAGAAUAACGAAGUUAUGGAAAAAGCUAAAGAGGUGCUGAGUUCACCCUUGUAUGAAGACAAGUUACGUGACUUGAGCCUGUCGCAACUGAACGAGCUCUUCCUGGAACUGGAGGUGCUGAUAAGAGAAUUUUCGGAAACGUUGAUCUCGGAGUUGGCUCUCAGAGAUGAAUUAGAGUACGAGAAAGAGUUGAAAAACACGUUCAUCUCGUUAUUACUUGCGGUGCAAAAUAGACGGAGACAGUACCACGUUGAAAAGAAACGAUCGGCUAAGAAUUCUUCCAAUAAAACUCCAAACGGGAUGGAUCCUAAGUAUUUGACCACCGUUAUUCCAUACCACAUAGGAAAUGGACCGCCGGAUAAUCAGAGUCUUCAAGUUCUAAUAAAAAUUCUCAAAGCUAUUAAUGAAGAUAGUCCGACGGUGCCCACUUUAUUGACAGAUUAUAUAUUAAAAGUAAUUUGCCCGACAUAAGCCACAUCUAGCCAAUAGCUACUCGUUAUUUAGUAAAAAGCUUUCGACUGCUGCAGCACACUAAUUCUACAAUAAGUACCGAAACAAAAUACAAAUAUUAUUUUAGGAUUUAACGAUAGUAUCUUUGGGAAGAAGCAGUAAAUCUGCUUUUAAUUCAUUCCUUACAAAUUUUAUAAAUCUCUAGAGGCUUUUAUCAGAUAAUUGUUGGUUAGUUGAGGUUAAAGAUAUUAUAUUUUGAGCGAAAUUUUAAUGUGUGAAGACCCGGAGCUUUUAUAUCCUAUUGUGGAAACACUCAAUACAAUAUUUGUCGCAAUGUAUAUAUCAUUUGCCGCAAUUGACCAAUAAUCCUUUCUCAAAUCGAAUUUUCAGAGCCUCUAUCAAUACUUCAAUAUACUCGAAUAGUUGCUACCCAAACUCUUCUUCUCUGUGAUACGGAAACGAUAUUGUUUUGUUUACUCUCUCAGCUGAUAUGACAAAUAUUUAUUUAUGUUGUAAAUAUUUCAACGCAGAACGUUCUAGUCUAAAGUCUUGCAAGUGAAGUAAAAAAAUGUGAAUUAAGUAAUUUUAAGAUUAAUUGUACCUUUGUCUUUAUGCACACAACAAAGUAAGUUUUUGUGCAAUAUAUCAUGUAGGAGUUUUUUUAUAAUUUUAUUGGGAAUUUGUUAACAUGCUUUGGACAGAACAGAAAAUAAUUGAUAAAUUGCUUGAAAACUCAAAAGUCGCAUUUUAGACAAGCUUUGAAAAAUCUUAGCUGCGCCAAAGAUGUAUAGCCCGUGAGGUAGUGUCAAAUUUGACCGGAGCAUUUUAGCAUGGCUGUUUUCUUUUUAUUUAGUUAGGUGUUCCAAAGCUUAUUAACAAAUGAUGUGUCAGCUGUCCCAAAAUCGGGGAUUUUAGGCAAAUCAAAUAUUUAUCUCCGUGACUUACGUGUAUAAUGGCCUAGAAUACCUAGCUACCGCCUUUCACCCAAGCGACUCGGGUUCGAUUCCUGGCGUUGGAAUUUUUUUUUGUUUUUAAAAUUGACAUUUUGAUUUGAAAAAUAAUUAUUUUUUGAUAAUACCACGUUUUUAUUAUUUAAAUACGACACAAUAUAAAAAAGUCUGUAUGUCUUUUAUAGAAUCGUAAACAAUGCAUUUGAUCAUAUUAUUAUAAUUGACUUUAAUAAGCAAAUUUGUUGUACAUAAACCCCUGAAGGUUCCUGAGUUGGUACGACCAAUCUAAGUGAAAAGGGGGGUCGUGCCAACUCAGGAAGCUUCAAGGGUUCAUGUACAACAAAUUUGCUUAUUAAGGUCAAUCAUAAUUAUUAUGAUCAAAUGCAUAGUUUACGAUUCUAUAAAAGACAUACAGACAUUUUUAUAUUGUCUCGUAUAAAUAUUAAAAACUUGGUAUUAUAAAAAUAAUUAUUUUUCACAUCAAAAUGUUAAUUUUAAAAACAAAAAAAAAAUCCAACGUGAGGCAUCGAACCCGAGUCGUCUGAAUGAAAGUCAGUAGCUAGGUAUUCUAGGCCAUUAUACACGUAAGUUACGGAGAUAAAUAUUUGACAUAUAAGUUGUAGCGUUUUUCCAUCAAGUUUCAUAUUUUACCUUUUUUUGCCUAAAAUCCCCGGUUUUGGUCCAGCUGACACAUCAUUUGUUAAUAAGCUUUGGAACACCUAACUAAAUAAAAAUGAAAACAGCCAUGCUAAAAUGCUCCGGUUAAAUUUGACACUACCUCCCGGGCUAGUGUGGUACAGCUAAAAUUAUGCUUCCAAUAGCAGCUUUAAUACAAAUCACAAUAAAUACUUGUUUUUCGUGAUUUUGUAUAAUUAUUUGACUGUAUAGUUUGUAGAAAGUUGUUUCGAUUUUUUUCUGUCAUCGAAUAGAACUUUUUUUUUACUUUUUUAGUGUUACUAUAUUCUUUUAUCUCUCUUUCAACUACAUUAGCAGUGAAAAAUUUUAUUUCUAUCUUUAAUAGAUCCGAUUUCACUCUUCAAGAUUGAAAUGACUCAAAUUACAUGGCUUCAGUUUUUUAUUUUAGGUCUGCUCCAUAUUCUUAUUUGAGUUAACUAUCGCAUAGCCUUUUGUAUGAUUAACGUAGAUGAUUAAUAAAACAUUUAUACAAUCAUUAUUUAAAAUCAAAUGGUUUUUUAAACACGUAUUGUUAAAGGUAUGUUAACAAAUUUCUUGUUUAGGUAUAGUGUUAGAUAUAUCAGGUCCCAAAAAUGAUUGUUUCUGGAUAUAAAAUAAUGUAACUUUUUCUUGUUAACUUGCUCAAUAUAUGGCAUCUGUUUUUAUACAGGGUGUCCCCGAAAAUAGUGCGUUCCUUCAAGGUAUGGAUAUAAUACACAAUGUAGAACAAAAAAGUCCUAUAACAUUUUUUUCUAAAGUUUACCGUUUCCAAAAAAAAAUUACAUUGUUCGCCAUAUAAGCGAACUUUUAUUUUCAUAAAAUUAACUAAUUUGGCAUCACUGUACAAGAACUGUUUGUGAUUUAGUUUAUUGACACCACAAAUGUAGGUCAGACAGGUACACCUGCAAAAUAAUUGUACCACCCCAUGUUUGAAAAUCCAACAAAACAAGAAUUUGUUUGUUUGUUUAGGAUGAAGACAGAGUUUAAUGUAAAUACUUAUGGUUAAAAUGCUGCAACUAUUUUUAAAUUGUGAUUGUCUAUGUUUAGAUUUUUGUAUACAUAGUUGUCAGAUUUCAAUUUGCAUACCAAAAUGUAUUUUGGUUUUUUAGCCAAACGGUUGCAUUUAGAAAAAAAUGUUGACUUAUGUUUAUGAAUGUAAGAAAGAGUCUUUUGCUCUACAUGGUGCCUUCAACCUAUACCUUUAAGGAACGCACUAUUUUCGGGGACACCCUGUAUACGACCGAUCAAUUUUUGCCUAAUUUACGACAGUGGUUCCAUAAAUACUUUUACAUAAAUACAAAAAAAAUGAAAAUUUUGGAAAAGUAGCAAUUUAUUUCCCGAUAGUCUCCUCUUAGCUCGAUACACUUGACCCAGCAAUGCUCCAAUUUCUUCAAGCCGUGUGAAACAUACGGUCUUUACGAUUUUAGCGCUCUAUGGAAAGUAGGCCUUCGUGGUGGCGACGACCUCUUCAUUCGACUUAAAUUUCUGGCCGGUGAGGUUAAAAAGAAGUCACACGUAACCAAAAUCUGGAGAAUACGGUAGAUGGAGUAGCAGUUCGUAGCCCAAUUUGGCCGUGACGACUGCAGAGGUGUCAGCAGGUGCGUUGUCAUAGUGGAAAAUCACUUUUUUCUUCGCCAAAUAACACUAUUUUUUCUGUAAUUCAAGUCGAAUCGGUUCAAGAAUUGGGCAAAGUAGAGACAUAUGACCAUUUUGCCCUUCUUCGGGCACUCAAUGGAGAUCACACCUUGUGAAUCCCAGAAAACGGUUGCUAUCAACUUUCUGACCGAUAGGACAGUUUUCGCCUUCUUCGGAGCACGUUCGGCGGAUGAAGUUCACUGUGUCGACUGUUCCUUGGUCUCCGGUUGUACCAGUGGAUCGAUGUUUCGUAGACGGUCAGGAAGCGACGCAGAAAAUCCUUCGAAUUUCGCUUAACACGUUCGGUGCCCAUGACGCACGAGUAGCGUCACGAAGGUUUUAUCAAAGGUACCGACGAUGCAUAAGUGGCGUCGGUAGUACUGUGUUACUAAAUGAACGAUUUAAGCACGUGGUACCAGCCAAUUGGCGCUUGUUCAAGAUGGUCACCGAUGGUGUUAAACAGUGCCAAACACUGCUCUGAAGUGGUCUCACGGUUGCUGUGAGACAAAAGGGCUAUUUUUGACGGUUGCAAUCGAAGGAGAAUAAUCACCAUACACAGCAUCCAAACGCUCUUUGAUUUAGCUGCGCGAUUCUCCUUCAAAAAACAAUAAUCGAAUCACACAGAUAUUGCUCUUUUUACGUUUUUAUAAAAUCCUCAGUACGUCCGCAUUCACACGCGCCUUAAACAAAACUAUGCGUUCGAAUCGGCUGAAAUUUUGACAUUAAUCGUCUACCUACCAGAAUGUAGUACACGGUAGUAAAUUUCCCUUGCUAUAGUGACGCUAUCGGGUUGUUAGGCUAGGUACUUAUUGGACCGCGCGCCGUCGUAUAUUGAAAUAUUAUCAAUGUUGAUAUUCUCGAUCAAAUGUACGAAGAAUUAUUAUGGCGGUUAGAAUCCUAGUAACAUUAAAAUUAAAAAGUACAUGGUAUAUAUUUUUCUGCGACUUUUUUUACACAUUUUUAUUCUAGAGGCUUUUCCUAACCAGGUCCAUCUAGUUACCCUCUAGGUAUAUGGUUUAGAUGUUGUAGUUAUUCGUCAGUGACCCUAUUGUUUAGUCUUAACCAUAAUAGUCCAAGAGGCAGCGCUGAAAAAUCUCUUUGAAUUUACUAAAGCUAGAUUUUUCACAGUUGAUUACUGUGAUUGUGUAGAGAAACAUACUGCGGUCGGUCAAGCGAAACGUAGAACAGGGGUUACUGAGAGGGUAUCAAAGUUGCUUUCCUACGAAGGUAAUUAAAUUCAUUUACUAAGG